This is a messenger RNA of Penicillium oxalicum, 1380 nucleotides long. RefSeq lists its product as uncharacterized. Gene Ontology annotation, molecular function: zinc ion binding. The coding region runs from base 1 to 1380 and encodes 459 amino acids. Gene Ontology annotation, cellular component: nucleus. The record is from RefSeq and is a predicted model, not a curated record. NCBI's taxonomy places the organism in Eukaryota, Fungi, Ascomycota, Eurotiomycetes, Eurotiales, Aspergillaceae. The transcript has 3 exons.
AUGUCCUAUGCGGUCGAGUCCAAGAAGCGCAAAUUCCAUCGCAUGCUGGAAUCAAUUUCAAAGCCCCUGGCCAUCGAAAAUGCUUCGAAGAAUCCUCCCUCCGCGUCAACCAUGGCCACCCAAGAUCGUACGCCCGCCGAGCUCUCUAUCAAGAAAGUAAGACUGGACAACAACGAUCCUCAGGAUUUUGCCGCUGUGCGCAACUCGACACAAAAGAUCGCCAGACCCGCAGUGAAACGAUCAUCCUCUUCAGCCUCUGCUUCCACGACGCGCCCAACAUUUGUCCCUUGGGAUCGUGAACGGUUCCUUGAGCGCCUCGAGACUUUUCGUCGCGUCGACCGUUGGACGUCGAAACCUGCUGCGAUCAAUGAAGUACAAUGGGCCAAGCGUGGGUGGGUGUGCACGGAUGUCUCGCGAGUCAGCUGUGUGAGUAGCUGUGGUGGUUCGGUCGUUGUGAAACUACCGGACGAGAUUGAUGAAUUGGAUGGGUUUGAUAUGGAGAAGGUGCAAGAAAGGAAACAAGUUCGCUCGAGACUGGUCGAGGAAUACCAGAAGCAGAUAACAGAAGAGCACGGUGAGAAUUGUCCGUGGAGACAUAGGGGAUGCGAUGCGACAAUUCAACAUCUUCCCUUGACCAAUGUGGAUGUGGCUAUCUCCGGCCUUCAGAGUCGGUACUCGCAUCUAAUUCAUUUGGCCGACAAGCUUCCAGCUUUUGACACUCUACUUACGCCAGCCGAGUUUGACAUUGAGAGCUUAGCUGAAUCACUUCCAGUCGACUGGUUUGAUACUGCUGGUCGAUCAAUGCAGGAACCCAUUGAGAGGCGUGACGGGAGCAAUGAAGAAGUCUCGACUCCCCCACCAGUGGAUUCGUCCUCCAGGGCCGUGAACAAAACAGCACUCACAUUGGCAUUUUUUGGCUGGGACUCCACGACUGAUCCGCGCGCUGAUCUUGUCGCUUGCCAGACCUGCUUCCGUCGCUUGGGGUUGUGGAUGUACAAACCGAAAGAGAAUGGAGACCCAACCGUCUUCGACUCCCUCGAUGUGACGACAGAGCAUAUGGACUAUUGUCCAUGGAUUGAUCGUGUCGCGCAGAGCGGAACUGGCAAAUCUAAUCAAAACCCAGCUAGCCUUCGCAGUGGCUGGGAGAUGGUCGCCGAGGCUGUCAAAGUGAAGCACCGCAGGCAAGUACGCUCUGUCGUCUCGGUGGAUAGUCCUCGCCAUGAACCCAGUACGCCGUCUGCCGAAGAGCUAGGUGCAAAGAGUCCGGAGGAUGAGGAGAAGAAGAAAGCGGCAGAUCGGGAAUGGUGGGCAAAAAUUCGACGUAUGAGGCAGGUUUUGACUCACAGGACCCCACGCCGCAAGCCUGCGCCGCCCUCAUGA